This is a messenger RNA of Bipolaris oryzae ATCC 44560, 675 nucleotides long. RefSeq lists its product as uncharacterized. Bases 1 to 675 code for a protein of 224 amino acids. The record is from RefSeq and is a predicted model, not a curated record. The transcript has 2 exons. Gene Ontology annotation, molecular function: acyltransferase activity, transferring groups other than amino-acyl groups. Lineage: Eukaryota; Fungi; Ascomycota; Dothideomycetes; Pleosporales; Pleosporaceae.
AUGCCCGCAAUGCUCGACGACCCCACAUCCCCCCCAAUCAAGCGCACAACCCCAAUCCCCUCCUUCACCCCCACCACCAUCACCCUCCGCGACGGAACCACCCGCGCCACCAUCCUCCCCUUUGCCUCGCCCUCUCAAGUCCCCCCCUCCCUCAUCUCCUUCCUCUGCACCCAACUCGCCCUCGAAAUCGCCGCUGGCGACACCUACCCGAUGCUGGACCCUUUACCUCUUGAAGCCUUUGGUCCCUACUGGUUCAGCACUUUUGCCGCCGUCAUGGUGCUUGGCGAGGGAUUGAGUGUGGAAAGUGUAGCGCAGAUGGAGGGGGUGGAUUGGGAGGAUAAGUGUAUGGGGAGUUUCUAUGUCAAGCCGAAUUAUCCGGGGAGGAGUAGUCAUGUUUGCAAUGGAGGGUUUUUGGUGAAUGGGAAGAAGAGGAAUUUGGGCGUUGGGAAGGCGUUGGGGAGGGCAUAUUUGGAGUGGGCGCCCCGAUUAGGAUUCACGUAUUCGGUGUUUAAUCUAGUGUACGAGACGAAUGUUGCGUCGUGUAAGAUUUGGGAUUCACUAGGGUUUGAGAGGAUUGGGCGGGUGAAGAAGUGUGGUAUUUUGAAGAGUUUUCCAGGGAGGAAGGUGGAUGCGAUUGUUUAUGGGUAUGAUUUUGAGGAGAAGGAGGUGGUGUGA